Molecule: messenger RNA, 2212 nt
Organism: Dipodomys spectabilis (banner-tailed kangaroo rat)
Lineage: Eukaryota; Metazoa; Chordata; Mammalia; Rodentia; Heteromyidae
Gene: Stard3
Product: StAR related lipid transfer domain containing 3
Exons: 16
Coding region: 296-1636 (446 amino acids)
Cellular component (GO): late endosome
Molecular function (GO): cholesterol binding; cholesterol transfer activity
Source: RefSeq, a predicted model, not a curated record
CCGCGAAGAGAUCUCCUUCCGCCCUGCCAAGCUCCCGGAGCGGCUGAGUGGUACUGCGACUGGGGGAGGAAGAGCAGGGCCCGUACCGAAAUGGAACAGGAACCAAGACUACUCUCCACAACUUCCUGUCCCUGACCGCAACCUGAAGAUCCACUCUCCCCUGGAGCUGAAAUAACUUUACCCUCCAUAUGACUGAACCGGGGCCCCUGUGGGAGGAAUGAGCUUGGUGUGGGCUACACAGCAGCCUAGCCGUUAAGGCCCUGCCCACCCCACUUCAACGUGGAGGCCCACCAGGAUGAGCAAGCUGCCUGGGGAGCUGGCCUGCGACUUGGAGCGCAGCCUGCCAGCUGUGGCCUCCCUUGGCACAUCGCUGUCCUGCAGCCAGAGCCUGUCCUCGCACUUCCUCCCGCCAGCCCCAGAGAAGCGCAGAGCCAUCUCUGAUGUUCGGCGGACCUUCUGCCUCUUUGUCACCUUCGACCUGCUUUUCAUCUCUCUCCUCUGGAUCAUCGAACUGAACACCAACACAGGCAUCCGCAAGAACCUGGAGCAGGAGAUCCUUCACUACAGCUUUAAGACCUCCUUCUUUGACAUCUUUGUACUGGCCUUCUUCCGGUUCUCUGGACUGCUCCUGGGCUACGCCGUGCUGCGGCUCCGGCACUGGUGGGUGAUUGCGGUCACUACACUGGUGUCCAGUGCGUUCCUUAUUGUCAAGGUCAUCCUUUCUGAGCUGCUCAGCAAAGGGGCAUUUGGCUAUCUGCUCCCCAUUGUCUCCUUUGUCCUCGCCUGGUUGGAGACCUGGUUCCUUGACUUCAAAGUUCUACCCCAGGAGGCCGAGGAGGAGCGAUGGUAUCUUGCUGCCCAAGCUGCUGUUGCUCGUGGACCCCUACUGUUCCCUGGUACUCUGUCGGAGGGGCAGUUCUAUUCACCCCCAGAAUCCUUUGCAGGGUCUGACAAUGAAUCAGAUGAGGAAGUCACAGGAAAGAAAAGUUUCUCUGCCCAGGAGCGGGAGUACGUCCGCCAGGGAAGGGAGGCCACUGCAGUGGUGGACCAGAUCUUGGCCCAGGAGGAGAACUGGAAGUUCGAGAAGAAUAAUGAGUACGGGGACACUGUGUAUACCAUUGAGGUUCCCUUUCAUGGCAAGACCUUCAUCCUGAAGACUUUCCUGCCCUGCUGCGCUGAGCUGGUAUACCAAGAGGUCAUCCUGCAGCCCGAGAGGAUGGUGCUGUGGAACAAGACGGUGACUGCCUGCCAGAUACUGCAGCGGGUUGAAGACAACACCCUCAUCUCCUACGAUGUGUCUGCAGGGGCCGCGGGCGGUGUGGUCUCCCCCAGGGACUUUGUGAACGUCCGGCGCAUUGAGCGGCGCAGAGACCGAUACCUAUCAUCAGGCAUUGCCACCACGCACUGUGCCAAACCCCCAACCCAUAAAUAUGUCAGGGGGGAGAACGGACCUGGGGGCUUCAUCGUGCUCAAGUCAGCCAGCAAUCCCCGAGUCUGCACAUUCAUCUGGAUUCUUAACACAGAUCUCAAGGGCCGCCUGCCUCGGUACCUCAUCCACCAGAGCCUUGCAGCCACCAUGUUCGAAUUCGCCUUUCACCUGCGACAGCGCAUUGGAGAGCUGGGAGCCCGGGCAUGACCAGACCCCUCACCCACCCUGCAGGCCAGGGUCCUGACACCAUAGCCUCCGGAGCUGGAAAGGGGAACUAGUUGGGCUCUCUGCUGCAGCCCUCCACAGGGCAGGGAGCCUUGGCCUCAGCAGGUGUGGGCUUGAUCAUUUGCAUUGAGGACCACUGGCUGAAGGAGGAGUUCCGUUCUAAAGCUCUGUCCUGCUGCUGAUUGCAUGCAGGCCCUGCCUCAAGGAAGAAAAGAUCCAUGUCCUCUGCUUUGCGUUUGAGGAGCAGGGCUGGAAUGGAAACCUUAGACUUGGUUAUGGAGGGAGGCAGAGCGGGAGGGCUGAGUCCUGAGCAGGGCUGGGCAGCUGCCACUAGUGUAAAGGUGGCAGGCCCUUCUGCCUGCUCUCCCGUCACGUUUUCUUAAGGUUAUUUAAGGUCAGGGACCUUUUUCCAUACAUACUUAUGUACUUGUGUGGAGGUGGGGGCGAUGGGUGUUGGCAGCGCAUCUCUGUCUCUCCUAGGUCCCUCCCCUUCUCCCCAUGGCCUUCUUGGGGAUGUUUGUAAUUUGAGCCAAUUAAAAAAAUAUGAAAUCAAACUAA